UCUGAGGAACAUAAUAAAAAAAAAAAAGCAAUCUCUUGGGUUGUUUUUUUUUUUGGUUCAUAUAAGGUAUAUAAGAUUUGAGUUCUUUUUUUGGGGGCUCUCUGAAAUCAAUCAAGAAAAGGGUUUUCUGGGUUUUAUUUUGUUUCUUGUGUAAGGUAUUCAGAGAAAUAUGGUUUUCAUGUGUGAGAUUUUCUUUGCUGAAGAAAAGCUUGAAGAAGGAGAGUGGGAGAAGGAGAGAUAAGAUUAGGAAGGUUUGAUCGCAAAAGCCAAAGGAUAGCAGAAGUAGAGGAGGAGAAAAAAAAAAAAAAUCGUUUCCUUUGCAAUCUGCUUCUGCUUCUGCUGGGCUAUUGGCAAUGUCUGCUACCAUAAUCAGUGAUCCAAUGAUGAUACCGGUGCCUGCUUCAGCACCGGAGACUCAGCUUGUGGCACAAAUUGAAGUUGAGUUUGCAGAAUGUGACUGUUGUGGGCUGACUGAGGAGUGCACCCCAGCCUACAUAGAAAGGGUACGCCAGAUAUACCUUGGAAAAUGGAUUUGUGGGCUCUGUGCUGAGGCUGUGAAAGAUGAGACCAUAAGGACUCAUGAGAGCCUCAUCACCACCGAGGAAGCCUUGACUAGACACAUGAAUUUCUGCAAGAAAUCCCACUCCUCUGGACCUCCUCCUGAUCCUACAGUUCACUUGAUAUCUGCAAUGAGACAGAUUCUCAGAAGAAGUUUGGAUUCUCCAAGAGCUGUGAGAUCUACCCCAAGCAGUCCAACAAGAAAGGUUGAGGAAAUCCGGCCACCAGGGCUCAGUAGGACAGGGAGCUGUUUCUCUAGCUUGGCUGGUUGACGGAGGUAUAUAAAGAUGGAAAAUUGGAAUAAAAACUUUGGGUGGGGGAGUUGCAUUUGAUAUGCUGCAAAUAAAGAGAGAAGAAAGGGAGGAGAAAAAGGACUCUUGUUUUAAGAUUAGAUGCUUAUGUAGUUUUCAAUGUCAAAUACAGAACUUCCUUUUUGUUAAGAAUUUCUUUUUCCCCAUAUACAUAGCUCCUCUUUCACCCUAUGGCCUGUCUACUUGAGACAAAAUUUGGAUUUGGGAUUAUGAUAUCCUUGUACUAUUUACAAGCCUUGCUACUUCCUUGUACCAAAGGUUUUAAAAUUCAACAACCAAUUAAAAUUGUGUUGAAUUUCGAUUUGGAAGACAACAGAAGUGCAUUUGGACCUAGUCUCUGGCACGAGUUUCUCUAUUGCAGAAACUGGAGUGGUUGGAAAGACGUUUUAAAAGCAUUUUUGUUUUUUUCUAGAAGUUCGUUUCAGCCUUUUUUUGAUUCUCUGCUCUCUGAGUGCUUCUUUUGCACAGAAUCAUUCCAUUGCCAGAAAUGAGAAAUCAACUAUCUUUGGUGUCUAAAUCAGUGAAUCCUGAUGGUUCCAUUUCUAGAUCUUUCACAUUAUAUGAAGUUGAGAAUGCGAAAGCAGAAGGUUAUGUAAUGUGAAUAGGUAAAGUAUUCUGUUCAUGUCCAUUAAUGAAUUGCCUUUAGGUGAAGCAAUGACUAUGACCUAACAUGUACUUGGAUCACCAAAAAUGGUUAAACAAAAGAUGGGUGGUGGA
Messenger RNA from Rubroshorea leprosula, 1586 nucleotides. NCBI's taxonomy places the organism in Eukaryota, Viridiplantae, Streptophyta, Magnoliopsida, Malvales, Dipterocarpaceae. The record is from the annotation of a GenBank genome assembly.